AUGGGAGCCCCGGCGAAGAUACCAUCGGCUAAGAAGGACGCUCCGGCCUACAAGACUACGGCGCCGAUCUACGACGAGAAGGUAGCAGCCGAGGUCUACAACAGGGCGAUGGCCACUCAGGUGACGCUUACCCAGCGCGAACUACUCUCCCUCUCCGCCGAAGUCCGUUCGCAGGUCAGGGAAGCCACGUCGGCACGCCGAUCGCCUACCAAAGACGCCAGCAAUGUUCGGACCUUCUACCAAGAUGCCGAUCUACCCUACGCCAUCGACGAUCUCGAACCACCGACUCGACCGACCGUCUCCUCCUUCGUCAAUGUCCUGCACCAACCUGAAACACCUCCACCUGGCGCGAUCAUCAUCCCCGAUACGUACGAAACAUAUCUGAAGAGUCUACAGCCCGGUCAGGUUCCUCUGCCGUUGAUAGUUGCUAAAGAAUCUUCAGCCCUAAGGUCCAUUGUUCCCCUCGUCGAUCACCAACAGGAAGUCGAAUGCGUCAUCGAUCCGGGUUCACAAGUCAUCGCCAUGUCGGAAGGCAUUUGCAAUGAACUGGCGCUCAUCUACGACCCCGAAAUCGUCCUCAAUAUGCAGUCGGCGAAUGGCGAAAUCGACCGAUCCUUGGGCCUCGCACGCAACGUCCCAUUCCUCAUCGGCGAUAUCACCUUGUACCUCCAAGUCCACAUCAUUCGUAACCCAGCCUACGACGUUCUCCUCGGUCGGCCCUUCGACAUCCUCACCGAAAGUAUCGUCAAGAAUUAUUCAAACGAAGACCAGACGAUCACCAUCAGUGACCCAAACAUGGGACGACGAGCCACCAUUCCGACGAUUAGACGAGGACCCCCUCGAGUCCUUCACCGAAGACAAGCGGGUUUUUGCGACUCGAUGAAUUGA
This is a messenger RNA of Heterobasidion irregulare TC 32-1, 888 nucleotides long. RefSeq lists its product as uncharacterized. The transcript has a single exon. The coding region runs from base 1 to 888 and encodes 295 amino acids. The record is from RefSeq and is a predicted model, not a curated record. NCBI's taxonomy places the organism in Eukaryota, Fungi, Basidiomycota, Agaricomycetes, Russulales, Bondarzewiaceae.